Erigeron canadensis is the source of this 836-nucleotide messenger RNA. RefSeq lists its product as uncharacterized. Gene Ontology annotation, cellular component: chloroplast thylakoid membrane; chloroplast inner membrane. The record is from RefSeq and is a predicted model, not a curated record. Bases 147 to 647 code for a protein of 166 amino acids. The transcript is spliced from 5 exons. NCBI's taxonomy places the organism in Eukaryota, Viridiplantae, Streptophyta, Magnoliopsida, Asterales, Asteraceae.
GUUCCUUACCCUCGGUUUUAUCGACUAAAAAAACCAGAAAAUAUUAGUCUUAUAUCACAUUAACCCCCACGCAAAUUCUUUUCUUUCUCACACACACACACAAAGCGGUGAUCUGAAAUUCAAAUAAUUAUAAAAAGAAAGAAGCCAUGAGUAGUGCAUCAGCAGCAUUAUCAAAUUCAUUGGUUUUACCUAAUCAAAAUGCAUCUGGUUCCUCUCUGAAGUCGCUUGACCAAAGUACCACAUUGUUGUUCGGACAAAGUCGUGUUGGUAAUUUACAAUUACGCACCUCUAAGAGAACUCUUUCUGUUCAAGCAAGAUACAGUGAUGAUGGAAGAUCGAGCAGCGGCAGUGCCUUUGUUGGUGGAUUCCUUCUUGGAGGAUUAAUUGUUGGCACACUUGGUUGUGUGUAUGCACCUCAGAUUAGCAGGGCACUAGCUGGAACUGACAAAAAGGAGUUGCUCAAGAAGCUGCCAGCUUUCAUUUACGAUGAAGAAAAAGCUUUGGAGAAAACACGCAAAAAACUGGCGGAGAAGAUAGCACAGCUGAAUGAUGCUAUUGAUGAUGUAUCUUCUCAGUUGAAAUCAGACGAUGAGGGGUUAAACUCUAAUGAUGCUAUUGUUCCAGAAAAGUCCCAGUCCGUUGCUUGAAAUUUCAUGGUUUUGUCAUCAAAGAUCUUCAAUACCUGUACGCAAGAUUCGUUCUAAGAAAUAAUAGGGUCAACCUUUUAUGUUCUCUCUUGUGUUUUUGACUUCCAACAUAUGUGGCUAUAAAUUUGUCUAUGCGAACCUUCAUCUUUUUAUAAUUACAAUACGUGUUUCGUUUUCUUCCCGUGAUAA